Messenger RNA from Mastomys coucha (southern multimammate mouse), 7407 nucleotides. RefSeq names its product fibronectin type III and SPRY domain containing 1 like (gene Fsd1l). The record is from RefSeq and is a predicted model, not a curated record. Bases 232 to 1758 code for a protein of 508 amino acids. Lineage: Eukaryota; Metazoa; Chordata; Mammalia; Rodentia; Muridae. The transcript is spliced from 14 exons. Gene Ontology annotation, molecular function: protein binding.
UGCGCAUGCGUGGCGCGCUCGCACCCCACCCUCCGGCGGGCCGUCCGCCCUUUCACCCUGGCAACCGCGGCUCGGCAGCGGAGCGCGCGCGCGGGUUGGGCGCGGACGGGCGGGAUCUCUGCGGGACCGGACGGCGCGGACGGCGGCCGAGGUUGGCGAGUCUCAAAGGCUCCUCCGGCUUCUCACUCAGCUCCGGUGACAGGUUCGACCCGGAGGGCUUAGGUCCUCGCCAUGGACUCGCAGAAAGAAGCUCUACAAAGAAUCAUUUCAACUCUGGCAAAUAAGAAUGAUGAGAUUCAGAACUUUAUUGAUACACUAAAUCACACACUGAAAGGAGUUCAGGAAAAUUCUUCCAACAUACUUUCAGAAUUAGAUGAAGAGUUUGAUAGUUUAUACUCUAUAUUGGAUGAUGUAAAAGAAAGCAUGAUUAGCACCAUCAAGCAGGAACAAGUGCACAAGUCCCAGGAGUUACAGAGUCAGCUUAGUCAAUGUAACAAUGCCCUGGAGAACUCUGAAGAACUACUAGAAUUUGCAACAAGGUCAUUAGAUAUUAAGGAACCUGAAGAAUUUUCAAAGGCUGCCAGACAGAUCAAAGAUAGAGUCACAAUGGCUUCUGCCUUUCGCCUUUCUUUGAAACCAAAAGUCAGUGACAACAUGACCCAUUUAAUGGUGGAUUUCUCUCAGGAAAGACAGAUGCUGCAAACUUUGAAGUUUUUGCCAGUCCCCAAAGCUCCAGAGAUUGACCCGGUAGAGUGUGUGGUAGCUGACAACUCUGUAACUGUAGCUUGGAGAAUGCCUGAAGAAGAUAAGAAAAUCGACCAUUUCAUAAUGGAAUAUAGAAAAACGAACUUUGAUGGCCUCCCACGCGUAAAGGAUGAGCGAUGUUGGGAAGUGAUUGAUAACAUCAAGGGUACUGAAUAUACAUUGUCAGGCUUAAAAUUUGAUUCAAAGUAUAUGAAUUUUAGAGUGAGAGCAUGCAACAAAGCUGUGGCUGGAGAGUGCUCUGACCCAGUGACCCUCGAGACCAAAGCACUUAACUUCAGUCUAGAUAACUCAUCAUCCCACUUGAACUUGAAAGUUGAAGAUUCUUGUGUAGAGUGGGAUCCCACUGGAGGAAAAGGCCAAGAAAGUAAAAUUAAAGGGAAAGAGAAUAAGGGCAGUGUCCAUGUUACUUCACUGAAGAAACACUCAAGAAGUGGCACCCCAUCCCCAAAACGGACGUCUGUAGGCUCCAGGCCACCAGCAGUAAGAGGCAGCAGAGACCGUUUUACUGGGGAAUCAUACACAGUGCUAGGAGACACUGCUAUUGAAAAUGGACAACAUUAUUGGGAAGUAAAAGCCCAGAAAGAUUGUAAAUCCUAUAGCGUGGGUGUAGCAUAUAAAACUUUAGGCAAAUUUGAUCAGUUAGGAAAGACAAACACUAGUUGGUGCAUUCACGUCAACAGCUGGUUACAGAACACAUUUGCAGCCAAGCAUAAUAAUAAAGUGAAAGCUUUGGAUGUUCCUGUUCCUGAGAAAAUAGGUGUGUUUUGUGACUUUGAUGGGGGUCAGCUUUCAUUUUAUGAUGCACACUCAAAGCAGUUGCUGUAUUCCUUCAAGACAAAAUUUACUCAGCCAGUAGUACCUGGUUUCAUGGUUUGGUGUGGUGGACUUUCCUUGAGUACUGGAAUGCAGGUUCCAAGCGCUGUGAGGACACUUCAGAAAAGUGAAAAUGGAAUGACUGGUUCGACAAGCAGCCUGAAUAAUGUCACUCAGUAAUGGCAACUCAGACUGUGAGGCCUUUCCCAUACAGUUACUAACAGAUAUUUCUGAGUGGUGGAAAUCAGGUUUUCUGUGUUCUGCUUUAAAGCCUGGAAUCUGUUAGAUUAACUACCAAAGGAAGCAGCCACGGGGGGGUUAUUGCUGUGUCCCAGAAUCAAGCAGCUGUGCUGCAGGAGGCUGACACAGUGAUAUCUGCAUAGUAAAUAGGAAAGGAGCAGUGUUGAAAUAUUUAUGUAGAAAGCCAUUUUUCUGUUUCUUAAGCUACUCUGGCUUGUCUAGUAGAUACAAUUACAUCUGGGGAGCCCUGGGCCUGGGUCGCAAAGCUUUUAAAGCUUGCCUUUCCUCCUGUCCUUGUUAUGUUUCUUUCUGCUCACUGCCUGUCAUUAAGUCCUACACUGAGGCUUUAAAAACACAAGGUCCCCCAAGGCUUCCUAGAAAUUGAAAUCUUUGUCUAGGGGUGUCAGAGAAAGUGUCCUAUGGUGGCUUAUUUUAUUCUUUUAUAAAUAAGGUGAGCUUUUGAUAGGGUAACUUAUGUAUUGACUAGAUUCAUACCACUUUCUCCUCUAAAAUAUUGUGGUAUUUUUUAUAGUUAUAAUUCAGAAUAUCGAGCAGAUAAAGAAUUUAGGCAAUGCAAGGGAGUAUUCUUGUGCAUUUGUGCUGAGUCAUUCUGUCCACUCCUCUAUGCGGCUCCUGGGCACCACCUGAGAAACCGUGCUGAGUUUGUUCUCCGCUUUAACCCCACCUUUAUAGCUGUCUUUGUAUCUUUCAUAAAACUUCCACUUGAAUUUGGCACUGAUAAUAAUUAUUGCUUAUGGAAGUUUGUGAAUUGUUCUUUAUAAAGGGUAAAAAGUUGUUGUAUAUUAUUGAUUUUUUUUUGUCUGUGAAAGAUUAUAAAGAAAUGUGCCUAAAGUAUUCUCUUCUGGAAUAAGUUAUAUAUGUUCUUUUACAAAGAAAUGAAUUGGUUUAACCAGCUGUUUAAAAAAAUACAUGUGUCCUACUUAAUUGGUAUAUGUGUUCUUCAAACAAUCAUUUGAGGGUUUUUUUUGGUUUUGAUUUGGUUUUUGUUUCUUUAUGGUGCAUUCACUCACUGUUUAAAAGUUUAUGAUUCUUCCAAAAAUGAACAUAGUUUUCUUUUUCCCAAAUCUGAAGGAAUGUGUGAAGCAGUGAGUAAAACCUGUAGUUAUUAACAGAAAAACCUUUUAUUACAAAGUUGAUUAAGACCUUUCACUCAAGGUUUUUGAGCCAAACUAGAAGUUGAAAUUGUUAAACUGCUUUCAGAACUUUAAAUGAAUGUUUGACUUUUGAUUAAUCUUUGAGGCUUUUCAAUCUCUUCUUGUUUUAAGUUUCUUGGGAUUCUGACAAACUUCCCUGGAGAAGUGUUCAUUUUUGUUUUCUUUGUGUAGCUUGUAGGAUCAUAACAAGUAUUUGCUCUUAAAAUGUACUGCUUACUUGACAUGAUUAUUUUUGUUCUGUUGAUGAAACAAAUUUGACAUAGGAUAUUAUUUUUCAUAUAACAAAUAUCUACAUUAUUGUCUGAUAACACACUGGUAGUUUUUAAGACUAAAGCAGUUUAUAGAAUGAAGUAUAUCAAUAUUCUUUUGGUUCCCCGAAGCAAUAUUUUACUUUUCAUUUAUUAUAGUUUGAAAGACAUUUUUCCACUCUUCCACUACCUACAGAAAUAGUAUUUCAUGCCCUAGGGAAAAGGAACUACUCCUUUUUGUAGACUCUACCUGAAAGCAGUGAUUUACUGGAAUUGCUUUGUGUGGCUACUAAGUUUAUUUUGUCAAAAAUGACAUGGAAAAAGCCAGCUGUUCUUGUAUAGAACUUUUCAUUAUGAUAUUAUAUCUUGCAUAGUUGAAUCUUCUCAUUUAUACAGUGCCUUUUUCUCAUGCUCAUUGUCUACUGAAUAUAAGGCAGGCAACACUGUACCAUAGAGGUGAGGACCUUCUGCUGAGGCCAGAGGAGCACAUGUGCUUCCUCCUUGUCCUCAUCCCGUCACUGAGACCUUCAUCUACAGUUUCCAAACAGUCACUGGAAAAUGCACGACUGUUGCUGGGAAGGUUUUAUUUCUCAGCAGGUUUUAGAACGAAGUAUAAAGUCAGUGAAUAAGAGUCUCAAGUUCUUAUCAUGUGAUAUUAGGUACUAAUUAUAUCCUCAUUGCUUUAAAAUAAACAUCAGGGUCUCUUUUUAAGAAUGAACAAAUCUGUAGUAUUUUAAUUUAAAAAUCUUAAAUUUAUUAUGUUAAAUUGAAUUUUGUCAACCCUUUUUAAAUUAAAAUAAUUGAAUAGAGUGCCUAGUUAAAUCAUCUCAAAACAAGAUUAACUAUUAACUUGAUCAUAAUAUGUAACAUUUUUUUAACAUUAGGUUGGAAUGACUGAGCUUCUCUACUCAGCUCAGUCUGCUGUGGAAAGCUUGCAAGCCUUCUCCAGCAUUCUUCAUUGCUCUAUAUCUGCUUGCACAGCUUGAACAUGACUGCUUUUAAUGAAGGAAACAUAGGAGAGGUGGACUGUAAGGGAUAUAUCACCGGUGUGAAGAACUGUUUCAUAAAAUAUGUAUUAAGUAUUGUAUUUCCCUCUUAGCAGUUGAAUUCCAAACCAGUUUCAUUUAGCUGGAAAUAGACAGGAAGGAGCUGCCUUAUGCACUUUAGAAAAGAAUUUGCUACAAUUCAUUUGACUCAGCUGAUUGUGUCACAUCUUUUAAAUACUGGGAAAUAUGUAUAUACCAAGUAUUUAAUGACUAAUGCACAUAGAAAUUUAAUAUACAGAGAUCUUUUGAAUGUUCCAGGUAUGGGCUUUUUAAAAAGUGUUAGAGUGUCUGUCUGUCUGUACGUUUAAUUGAUAGCUCCUCUAACAUGUGUCAGUAAACUGCUGGACAGCCAGGCUGGGCUUUCUCACUCUGUUUUGAAGAUAUUCUGUUCUGAAUAUCCUAAAAAACUCAAACCAUCAACAAUAUUAUGUAUAAUUUGAACUUCCAUGAUUGAUCCUCGAUAUAAAUAAUAAAAGAAAAUAUUUAUGAUGAAAUAUUUUAGGUCAGUUUCCUAGAAUUACCUAGUUUUUUCUAUAUGAAAUUUUUUCCAUGAAAUUAUAGCUAUUUAUGUAUUUGCAGUUGUUUCUUUCAAAAACAAGUUUUAAAAAUUGGAAAGGGAUAUAUAUUGGAAGUGAUUACUCCAAAGAAUAUUAAUCUUAAAGGAAGACAGUAUAGACGUCUUACCAUGAAAUACAUUACUCUAGGCUAAGAUUUCAACUGUUUUAGUCAUAGAUUUUUAGCAUCUUUGUUAGAUCAGCAUAUAAUUCACAUAUCAGUACUUAAGUUUUUUAUGAUGUAGCAUCAAUUUUAUUACUUUCUGUCUAGGUUUCCAAAAGUAGUAGAGUUUAAUUCAUCAUAUGAACCACAUUCUGCUACUUUUGAUUUGAUAGUCUUGAUCUAAAAAUAAUGUUUUGUUAAUAUGUCACUAAAUUUCUAAAAACUGUAUUCAUGGGCUGGUGAGAUGGCUCACCACAGAAGCACUUGCUGCCAGCAGGAUGGCUGGAGUUUGUUCCCUGGGACCCAAAUAAAAGGGGAGAUUUACCUCCUGUAAGUUGUCUUUUGACCUACACGGAUGCCCGCCCACACACACAUACACACACACACACACACACACACACACACAAAUUAUUUUUAAAGUACAUUUGUUGUAGCAAAUAUAAAAAUAACUAUCAAAUUAACUACACAUAGUAAUACUUCACUUUUAUAGUGUAAGAAAAAGUUUGGAAAAGUUUCUUUCCUUGUUUUAUUUUUACAUCAUAUUUAGAGGUAAGCAUGAAUUUACUCAGUAUCCACGUCACCAUAAAGUUAUUUUCAACCAAGUAUACCUUUCAUAACUCCAGCUCUCAGAAGUAGAGUAGGUAGUAAAGCUUCUCUUACAGAAAAUCAUCACAGCAGCAUUACCUCAUGUUUGGCAUUUUUUAGUUGUAUGUGUCUUGUAACAGUGUUCACAUUUGUGAUUCUGAUGUCAGUAUUGUGUUACCUGAGUGGUAUGAUUAUCUGAUUACCAUAAGAACUUUGCACCCAUUGGAAUUUCGGUGGGUUGUUUGCUGCUUUUGUUCUCAUUGGAACGUUGGACAUGCCAUAUGGUAAUAAUACUGGCUUAGUAAUCUUAUCUUGACUACCCAACCAUAUCAAAAGAGUACUUUUUUCUGGUUAAUAAUACUAGCUUUGAAACAUAAUCAUUUGAGUUAUAUUUGUUUAAAAUUACAUAUUUUCUUAGUAGUAUUCAACUUAAGUUGGUGCUUAGGAAUAAACAUGUAGAAGUUUUUGCAGUAUGUAGGGCAGAGGUCAGUGAAUGUAUUUGCUUGGCUUGGAACUUAAGAUUGAAUCAAUUUUACAAUAAAGCAAAUUGGAAGAAAUUGGCAAAAGGCAUUUUAGUAAUAAUGAAACUUUUUGAAGAGUGCAGGAUUAUGAGAAGCAUUUCUUAUUAACACUCUAAUAUCUGUAAGGUACCAAAGGACUGAGACUAAUUGAUCUUUUAAUGGAGACUCUUUGAAAUCAAAUCCAUCACUGAUUCUAUUAAGAUACAAUAGCUUAAAGUUGGGGAAUAACUUCAGGCAAAAGCUGCAAGUCUUUAAGAGUCUUGGCAUUCUUUAAGUAUUUAAACUUAAUCUCCAUAGCUGCCCCAUGCAGUAAUCUAUGACCUCUCUGAAUCACCUAUCACCCUCGGGCCUCUAUUGCCUUACUUCAAAUAUUGACCCUUGUUUUGCCUACCUCACAGGGCUGUUGUGAGGAGUGUAGUGAAAUGGACUCUGAAUUUUUCACUAAGAAUAGCUGUGUUUGGAUACUUGUAAAUUGCUGUUUAGUUAGAAAAAGCACGUUAAGUUGGUAUAAGUGGUGAUUUUUAAGUGAUUUUUAAAAAUAAGACCACCUUCAAAAUAUCCUCUAGUAUCAAUUUACUUUGUGCAUGAUUGUUUUCAUAUUUCUCAUCAACUACACAACUUUUCUGAGUUAUAAAGUCUACUGCAGCAUUCAUGUGUAGAGGGGAAGCCUAUGUAAGCAAAUUGCUUCAACUCCUUUUCCACCAGGAGUUUGCACUUGCAUUUAGAAUAGCUGAUGACCCAUGCAGAGUGAAUUUGGCUGAAAUAACUUUCCAACAACCAAAUGGUUCAACAAUUUGUUGCAUUUGACAAAUAUUCAUCAACUUUUAUUUAAAAAGAAACAUUUCAAAACCUUGUUCAUUAACCUUAUAUCAAUUAUUAUCUGUCUGGACAUAGUUUUGUUGCUCUCAAUUGGAUGUAUUAAGUGGUUUACAAGUUAUCCUACUCCACAUGAUUUUGACAUGUUUGUUAUCUGGACAUGAUUUUGCUAUACAGUCAUGAUAAUAAAAAUUCCAGCUCCUCAGGUCUAGCCUCUUAAGUUGUGGAUGAAGACUAUUUAAAGUGCACAUGAUGUAUUCAGCGCUGCGAGUAUUUGAAAUGAGCACACUGCCUCAUUUUCCUUACCAACAAGACAAAGCCUUUUAAAUGAUUUUUUUAAACUUUAAAAAUGGUUAUUCAAAGUGUAGCAACUUGUAUGUUGAAAUGAUUGUAUGUUCUGUAUAAAAUAUUCCGUUUGAGGUUUUUACGAAAGCACCUGUAUUAUCCCCAUCUAAAAAUUAAAUCUUUUUUUUUUUGCUUU